Quercus robur (English oak) is the source of this 1896-nucleotide messenger RNA. Its product is annotated as elongation factor 1-alpha. The transcript has 3 exons. Gene Ontology annotation, molecular function: GTP binding; translation elongation factor activity; GTPase activity. NCBI's taxonomy places the organism in Eukaryota, Viridiplantae, Streptophyta, Magnoliopsida, Fagales, Fagaceae. Bases 175 to 1518 code for a protein of 447 amino acids. Gene Ontology annotation, biological process: translation; translational elongation. The record is from RefSeq and is a predicted model, not a curated record.
CCAAGGGUAUUUUCGUAAACUCGACACAACCAGAUGUGGUAUAAUUAACACACAAACCCUACCUCAUGUUUCUCACAACUCUGUAUUCCUAUCUCUCACUCUUUCACACUCCGAUUCUCUCUCCCUCUCUCGCGGCUAGGGUUUUAGCGCAGCUCUUUCUUCAGUUCAUUAAGAAUGGGUAAGGAAAAGGUUCACAUCAACAUUGUGGUCAUUGGCCAUGUCGACUCUGGAAAGUCGACCACAACUGGUCACUUGAUAUACAAGCUUGGAGGUAUCGACAAGCGUGUUAUUGAAAGGUUCGAGAAGGAAGCUGCUGAGAUGAACAAGAGGUCAUUCAAGUAUGCCUGGGUGCUUGACAAGCUCAAGGCUGAGCGUGAGCGUGGUAUCACCAUUGAUAUUGCCUUGUGGAAGUUUGAAACCACCAAGUACUACUGCACAGUCAUUGAUGCUCCUGGACAUCGUGAUUUCAUCAAGAACAUGAUUACUGGAACCUCCCAGGCUGAUUGUGCUGUCCUUAUUAUCGACUCCACCACUGGUGGUUUUGAAGCUGGUAUUUCCAAGGAUGGACAGACCCGUGAGCAUGCUCUCCUUGCUUUCACCCUUGGUGUCAGGCAAAUGAUUUGCUGCUGCAACAAGAUGGAUGCCACUACCCCCAAGUACUCAAAGGCCAGGUACGAUGAAAUCGUGAAGGAAGUCUCUUCCUACUUGAAGAAGGUUGGGUACAACCCUGACAAGAUUCCUUUUGUCCCCAUCUCUGGAUUUGAGGGUGACAAUAUGAUUGAGAGGUCCACCAACCUUGACUGGUACAAGGGUCCAACCCUUCUUGAGGCACUUGACCAGAUCAAUGAGCCAAAGAGGCCCUCAGACAAGCCCCUCCGUCUCCCACUUCAGGAUGUUUACAAGAUUGGAGGCAUUGGAACUGUCCCUGUGGGUCGUGUUGAGACCGGUCUCAUCAAGCCUGGUAUGGUUGUGACUUUUGGCCCCACUGGACUGACCACUGAAGUUAAGUCUGUUGAAAUGCAUCAUGAGGCUCUCCUAGAGGCUCUUCCUGGUGACAAUGUUGGCUUCAACGUUAAGAAUGUUGCUGUGAAGGAUCUCAAGCGUGGGUAUGUUGCCUCCAACUCCAAGGAUGAUCCUGCCAAGGAGGCGGCCAACUUCAGCUCCCAAGUUAUCAUCAUGAACCACCCUGGCCAGAUUGGAAAUGGUUACGCCCCUGUCCUCGAUUGCCACACCUCCCACAUUGCUGUCAAAUUUGCUGAGCUCUUGACCAAGAUUGACAGGCGAUCUGGUAAGGAGCUUGAGAAGGAGCCCAAAUUCUUGAAGAAUGGUGAUUCUGGAAUGGUUAAGAUGAUUCCCACCAAGCCCAUGGUUGUUGAAACUUUCUCCGAGUAUCCCCCACUUGGUCGUUUUGCCGUCAGGGACAUGCGUCAAACUGUGGCUGUCGGAGUCAUCAAGAGCGUGGAAAAGAAGGAUCCAUCUGGAGCCAAGGUUACCAAGUCUGCUGCCAAGAAGAAGUGAAUCGUGCUGCACCGGGUUUCUGCAAGUGAUGGCUAUCCUAGGUGUUAUAAUAAGGAAUGGGUUCUUGCUAGUAAGCUAUCAAUAGUGUGUUUAAGGUUUUGUUUAGUUGGUUAUUGCUUCAAGUCUCCACCUUCAUCACGCAGGUGCUGUUCUCAGAACUGGGUGCUUGACCGGCGGUGGCGAGGCAGCUGUGUUUUUGAGUCCUAAGUAUUUAUUCUGCUUUUUUGUUUUGUUUUUUUUUUUUUUUUUAAUGUUGUCCUGUGAGACUUAUAUUUAUUUUCAUAAGCAGCUAUGGAGUUUUAGGUCUGUACCUAAGCUGCCGGGAUGAUUACUAUUUACAUUUAUAAUUAAGUAGUUAAUUGUGUGUUUUUAUUUAAA